AUGCUGGUCGCGAGAGAAUUCGAUUCGACUUUUCUGUUCGAAAUACCUAUCCGUUUAUUGGGGAUGAAAGAAGAGAUGGUAGGCCGAGAGAUCGGUGUCUGAACUGUACGUUGGCAGAGCUUAAACGAGUCAGCCGUAGAUCUGCAGCUCAGUAUUAGUAAAAUUCGUCGGUGUAGCGUUGUUAUGUAGAAGCGUGAUCUUGCCCUGCUAUUCUCGAGUGGAUAUGGCUCAGAACUCAGCUUUUGCAGCUGAUAAGAAUACUUGUUCGUGGUGUCAGUGUCGCUGACCUUCAGAAGCACCUCCCACUAGGUGCCGGUAUGAAACAAGCAACAGCAGAACUACUUUUCCUCGAGCGGAAACUUCGGUUCAGCGAUAUUUACUAUUGCUUUCUUUUUUAUGCAAUCACUUUUUCUUGAUAUUUUGUGAUGUUGUGUCUUAUCAACUCAGUUUUCAAUAUCAAAACAUGUUUUCUAUUUUUCGGCCCAAAGACACGAACUACUGCGAGAUUAAUUUUUUUUUUUCUUCUUUUCUCAACAACUCUAGAGGAAAAAGUAAUUUGUUCAGUCAACUUUAUCAAACAGUUGAGAGCAAAUGACAUGAUGUUCGUUUAGACGAAGAAUUGAGGAGCACGAGCUUGCAAGAAGUUGGAGAAGUCCGGGAAAGGAUACGGACCAUUUCCAGCAGACACAGCGGCGACGAGGACGGCUCCGAUGAGGGCGCAGAAGUUCAUGCUGGAAAAGUUCGAGGGAUUGGUGCCGUUCUUCGUGUUUCUCCGCUUUUUGUACUCCGGAUUCGAUGAGAUUCUCACAGUAAAAAGAAGUUUAUUAUUUUCGUCAUUCUAGUGUCUCUAUUCACAGAAAAUGACUAAUCUCAUGUCCUGAAAAAUAGGUAAUAUAAGUUCAGGCAAUCUGGUGAUUGGCCCUUAUGCAGUCCCACGCUUAACUUUCUUUUUUUGCGUUAUUUCUCCAGUACGACUUUCCGACUUUUCACAACUUUUUUACGUUCUGAAUCAUACCUGAUAAAAGCACUCUAGCGUGAGAAAGAUUCUGGGUACAAAAGCUGGAGAAAGUCGAAGGAAGACAUCAGUCCGCUGAACAUCUCCAACAUGAACUUCUACGCCCUCAUCGGAGCCGUCCUCGUCGCCGCAGUCGCCGUUUCUGCCGAAAAGGUUUCGUUUCAUCCGAAAUCUCCAAAUUCUUUCAUUUUCAGGCUCGUGCUCCUCAAUUCUUCGUUUAA
Messenger RNA from Caenorhabditis auriculariae, 1236 nucleotides. The record is from the annotation of a GenBank genome assembly. Lineage: Eukaryota; Metazoa; Nematoda; Chromadorea; Rhabditida; Rhabditidae.